CUGCGAGAGCCGUGCGCAGUUUGAUCUCAGCGAUCUCCAGCGUGUAUUCCCACACCGGGAAUCUCAGUGAGUCCAGCACAGCGUCACACCCGUACCCCGCCGCUCCCUCCAGUUCUGUGAAGAGUCAUAAGGACCUGCUGAAUUUUUCCAGGUUGGCUAUCAGCUAAAGGUUUUGUAUACGGAUGUAAUGAAUAAGGAAAAUCUCUACAGUCUUCAGAAAGAUGCCAGCAGGGGAAAGUGAAGCCAAGGCAAAGACUAAAGCUCAGUUUGAAGAGGUGUUCAAAAACUAUUCUGGUUUAGCUAUUGAGAAAAAGAAAUCCAAAAAGAAAAGUAUACCUUCCCAAGAAAAUAUUGUGCUUGAAAAAUUAAGGAAUAAACUUGGCCUAGAUAAAGACAAUGAAGGUGAAGAAACUAUUUUGAAUAACACGUAUAACCCAGAGGAGCAAAGUCCCUGCUUCUCAAAAAACAAACUGAAUGAAAGGACCUCUGUGGCAGAAAAAGUUAACAAUGAUGAGCUCUGUGAAGAUGAAAUCCGCCCCCAAAAAAGCAAAAAGAAGAAAAAGAAAUUGAUAAUUGAAGAACACUCUUUUGUCGAGGAAGCUGCUGCUCCUGAAUCUAUAACAACUCUACCAAGGUCUAAGAAAAAGAGGCCAAAAAGUGUUUUGGGAGAGGAUGACCAUAUUGAGAAUGUGUUAAAGAGUGAUUUAGGAGAGGAUGUGGAUUCCCUCAUCCAAGCUUAUCAGCAGCAUUUAGCUGCCAAAGAUGCAGGACGUAGCAAAAAGAAAACCAAGAAUAUCCGGGAGCGUUCACAAGAAACGUUUUCACAUGUGUCUUCAAUGUUAACCAAGAAAUUGGAUAAGAAGAAAACGCCAAAAGAGUUAUCAUUGACAAAUGAGGCAGAAACGAGUGAAAUGCACCUUUCAGAGCUGCAGAAUAGCCAGGAAGAAACUAAUCGUAAAGAGAAGAUUCCUGACAGAAAAUUGAUUUCUGGGUUAGAAGAAAAUGAAGAAAAAUGCAGAUAUGAGGAAGAGGAGAAACAACAAACAGCAAAAAGAAAGAAGACCAAGAAAACUAAAAAAGCAGGAGCAGAGGAAAUGGAGAUCAAAGAAGAGAUAAUGCAAGGAUAUCCUAAAGCUGAAGAAACUACUCCUGAGUUAGAGACUGAAGUUCAGCAGCAGAAGCGAAAGUACUUGACUGAUGACAACCUGGUCCUCGGUGUAUAUAUCCACAGAGCAGACCUAUUGAAAACAGAUAUUCUGACGUCACAUCCCUCAGUGAAAGUUCAUGUUGUUGAUGAAGUGUCGGGGCAAUAUAUAAAGAAAGAACACAGCAAUCGACCUGUCACUUCAUAUUAUGAGCAAGAGAACCUGGAGCACAUCCUUCCCAUAAUGACACAGCCGUAUGAUUUUAGGAAAAAAAAGUCGCCAAUUCCAGCAUGGGAGGAGCAAAUUAUCUUCAAUGAACGAUUUGGUUACUUUCUUCAAGAAUUCUUGGAUUCACCUUGUAGCCUUCUGUUCUUUGAGAUCCUUGAAUUUGUAAGUAUGGAUGAAGCUAAAGUCAACUAUGCAACUCAAAGUAGUGAAGGUGGUUGGCGGAAAAUAGCCUGGGCAUUUCUAAAGUUGGUAGGUGCUAAUGGAGUGUUGAACAUUGAUCGAAAACUGCGUCUACAGUUGUAUUAUCCAACUGCAAAAGUCAAGAAGCUUUCCAAUUCCAUUGAAGUGUUUGAAUGGUGGAAGAAACGCCCUUGGAAUCAUUAUCCUUCAACAUUGUACAUUACAGUGAAAGGCUUAAGGUUACCACAAAACGUGAAUCCUUCUGUACGUUCCAUGAUGGCUACUCAACGAGAACAAGGUACUAUUUCAUACGAUGAGCUUCAAACUGAGUUGGUACAAAGAGCUGUUUCAUCAAAUAUAGAUUACCAGAAGUUGGAUCUUUUGAAAUGGACCAGACUACCUGGGCAGGUUUGUCGUAUUCCUAACCAGCUUUUGCUGUCAUUUCGAGGAGGACAGAUAGGAUGCUUCUUUAUUGAAUUUUCUCAUGAUGGAAGAAGUUUGGCAGCAUCAUGUGCUGACCGGAAUGGCCAUUUCAUUGUAGUUUACGAAAUUCCUUCUGGGCAUCUAUUAGGAGAAUUCAAUGGACAUUUUAACAUUGUGUACUCUCUGUGCUGGUCGAAUGAUGAUAAAACUCUUCUCUCGGCAUCAUCGGAUGGUACAGUAAGGGUUUGGAAUACAGAAAACUAUCAGAGCCCAGCUGAAAAAAUCCUUCCACAUCCUUCAUUUAUCUAUACUGCAAAAUAUCAUCCAUUUGUGCAAUACCUCGUAGUUACAGGAGGUUAUGACUCUAUUAUCCGUGUCUGGAAUAUAAAUGUGAAUGAAGCGAAUGGUCAGUUGCUCCAGGAACUUGAUGGCCACAAAAGCUUCAUUAACAUUCUUUGCUUUGAUGCUGAAGGGCUGCGCAUGUUCUCGGGAGACAGUUCAGGACUCGUCAUUAUUUGGAGCACUUUUGUAAAUCAAGGUUCACAGCAAAACUUGGCUCAGGAGUGGACUAUUGCUGAGAACAUAAUGCAGAAUGAUCUAAAAGGUGUUCCUAUAAAUCACCUGGAAGUUCACCCAAAUGGCAGACGUCUACUAAUCCAUGCCAGAGACAGCACACUGAGAGUGAUGGACCUAAGAGUAUUAGCUGCAAAGAAGUAUACAGGGGCAACAAAUUACCGUGAACAGCUGUACAGUACAUUCACGCCAUGUGGGACUUUUCUUUUUUCUGGCAGUGAAGAUGGAAUAUGUUAUGUUUGGAAUUCAGAGACAGGUGACCAAGUCGCAAUGUAUUCUGAUCUUAAUUACACAUCAGCCGUCCGUGGUGUAGCCUUUCAUCCUCAUGAACACAUGGUGGCUUUUUGUGCCUUUGGACCGAACCAACCUAUACUUGUCUUUGUGUAUGAUCAGAAAGUUGCUCAAAUGGAAGCUGAGACUAUGAAAGAAGUGUGUAAAGCAAAUUUGAAGCCUGGAACUACGUCUACACCAAAAGGACCCAAGAUUUUUAGCAGCACUUUUGAUACUAGCACCAUAUAUGAUGCCUCAUUUUCUUCAAUUAACCAUUCAUCCAGGAUAUCUAUGAAAGUGCAAAAAGUCCAGCAAAAACUGGACUCCGUCAUGGAGUCAGUACAGCAGAACACUUCAGAAACGGACCACUAUUUUGCUCAGCCAGGUAUGGUUCCUAUGAUGUCAUUGGAUAUGAAAUGGGAUUCCUCUUUUAGUUCAAUGGGCAGUUACUACUUCAACAGUGCCAGGCCAAAUCUUUUUCUUCCUGCACCAUCACUGCUGUCGCCACACUCCAAGCUGAGGCUCCCAACUACUGUGGGUGCUCAGCUGUUAGCACAGCAGUCGCUGACCACACAGGCUGGUGGAUUCAGUCCUGUGGGACAUCGUUUUAGCAGACCUCCAUCAGUCAAGCUAGAGAAGACUUGUGCAAAUCCUUUAAUAUCCUCAAUCAAAGUAGAAGCUGAUUCCAAUGCACCAGUGGAAGAAACUGUCGUAGCUCUUUAUGACUACACAGCGAAUCGAUCAGAUGAGCUAACCAUCCAGCGUUAUGACAUUAUCCAAGUGCUGUACAAAGAUAAUGCGAGCUGGUGGUUUGGUCGCCUAGCCAAUGGAAAACAGGGCUACUUUCCUGCAAAUUAUGUGGCUAAUGAAAGAAGACCCGAAGAAAUAGAGCCGCAUCAACAAGUCAUCAAUCCUGUGUUUGUACAUGAAGAUGAAGAGGCAGAAGUGAAAUCCCCAACCCCUACCCAGAUGUCAGCAGUCAUCAGCAAGUCAGGGGAACUCAAGUCAAUCUCUGAGCAUGACACAGAUACAGAAUCACCUGUGAAACUUGCAUCACAGAAAAAGAAGAAGAAAGCAGCAUCUCAGUCAUCGGGCAUGACAACUCCUGAAUCCAACUUAAUAGUCACUGAAAGCAAGCCUAAAAUUGAUGCAAGGAUCACAAGUAAGAAAAAAAAGAAGAAAGCUGUGAAAGACCACUGUUCAAGUGGAGGAACUAAUGAUGCUUUUGAGCUGGACUAGAACAACACCUUAAUAAAGAAAUGCGACUCUCGUAAAAAUAAUAAUAUGGGAGAAAGCAAUGGACCUAUCUAUUACUGUUAUAGAGUGAGUUUCAAUAACUUUUUACAGUACAUAACAUGUUGACUGGUUUACAGUAUAGCGCUAGCUUAAUAGAGGUGAUCUUUAACAGUACCAAAAAGUGAAUAUUUUCUUGAAGUAAAGCUUGAGCAACACUACCAAAAAAAUAGGUUUGUUAUGGGAAGGAUUGAUUAAUUUAAUUGAAGGAAAGCACAUUUACUGUGUAUUUUGCUUGCCUCAGCUGCAGUGAUAUUAUUAAUUGGGAACAGAAUGUAUUAUAUUUAAAUAAGCCUUUCUUAUCAGAUUAAAAUUAAUGCCUAUCUUAUAUGUAUUAUAUUUAAAUAAGCCUUUCUUAUCAGAGAUACAAUUAAUAUUUAUAUUAUUUUCAUUUUUUUUAGUACUGGUGAUUGAAGUUAAAUUAACCUCUACGUGUUUCUAUUGUUUGAUGAAGGUCGUCUUUGUUUUUAAUAUUUAUAUUCUAGUUCAUAGUAAUGCAGGAAAUUCAAUGGUUACAGUAUAAUUUAUCUAAACCAUCUUUAAACCAAUCAGAAUUGAACAAAGAGGCAAAUUUCGUAUCUGUCAAGUUUACCUUCAGCCCUCAUUCUUCGAAAAUAACUUAUAUAAGAUAAUGCCAAUUUGUAUGUUUUAAAUAUAAUGGCAGUUUCAGUUUCUGUUUAGCCAAACCAAUCUAUAUUUGGAAAAAGUCAAUUAUUAAAAAUAUGUGCAACUUACGUCGAAUGUACUUUUUCAUAAACGAAGAUUUACUUUUCAGAAGCUUGUAAUAUUUAUUGUCAAGUCAAAAUUUUCACCUAUUAAGUACUGACAUUCAUAAGCUAUGAUUUUUUUGUUUAAAAGUAAUACCAUUUUAGCCUUAAUCAUCAGCUAAAGAAUGUUGUCAUAUGUUACACUGUCAAAUAUUUUUGAAACCCUUCCCACAUUUUUGGCCACUGGAUGUAAUUUUUUUGUAAUUUUUGAGUAUGUGUCUUUUUGAUUAACUUCUUCAGUAGGAAGUGAAAAUGCUUUAAGCAAU
This is a messenger RNA of Carcharodon carcharias (great white shark), 5145 nucleotides long. RefSeq names its product Abelson helper integration site 1 (gene ahi1). The transcript has 28 exons. NCBI's taxonomy places the organism in Eukaryota, Metazoa, Chordata, Chondrichthyes, Lamniformes, Lamnidae. Gene Ontology annotation, cellular component: ciliary basal body. The coding region runs from base 222 to 4058 and encodes 1278 amino acids. The record is from RefSeq and is a predicted model, not a curated record. Gene Ontology annotation, molecular function: protein binding. Gene Ontology annotation, biological process: motile cilium assembly.